Messenger RNA from Acanthaster planci (crown-of-thorns starfish), 3721 nucleotides. Its product is annotated as cilia- and flagella-associated protein HOATZ-like. Lineage: Eukaryota; Metazoa; Echinodermata; Asteroidea; Valvatida; Acanthasteridae. The record is from RefSeq and is a predicted model, not a curated record. Gene Ontology annotation, biological process: cilium assembly.
GUAGCCCAUCUCCAAAACAACCAUCAUGAAACGUCGCGACGUUGGAGCUGGCACUUCCUUGGUGGCGCCCUACAUGACAACUGAGUGAAACGACAAAAAAAAACAACAAGCGUGAUAAUUAUGCCAAAAUGGCAGCCACCAUCACCGUGACUGAACCAGUUUGCGAGCAAGGCGGAAGAACCGUUUUCAGUGGGUGUAGCGAUGAAGACCGGGCGUGUGCAAAGCUGUUUUGGCAGUCACUAACCCUGCAGCCGCCGAUUGAGUCUCGGCUCGUGUCUGGAGAUGUCAGACAGAGGCUGAAAGUUGCACCUCCGGGAAGACAACCUGUGAAUCGAGCCUAUGAAAAGAUAGAGACUUCGCAGAAACUUGUGGAUUUCCUGGAGAGAGCUCAGGCAGAGGUGAUCUAUGCACAGAGCAUGAAGCUGACCAAACAGGCCAUUGCCAGACAAGAAACGCUGCACAUUCUGCAGAAGAGGAAGCAGGAGAGAAAAGAGAAGGAAGCCAUAUCUCACCGGCCAGCCCCACCCUCCCUGCUGGAUGAGGAAGAUGACUACGACGAAGCCACAGAGCUUGAGGCGGUCCAGGCCAUGGCUGAGCUGGACUCAUUUGAGCAGCGCAUCAUUGAGGACAGCAGAUGAGACUGGUCUGAGCGUGGCGCCCGGUCUCACCUGUACCGAUAUCCGUCCAUUCGUAAGCCAUACCACACUGAUCUCAUGGACUCAUCUUAUCAACUGCUAUCAGAUGUCGGCUCCGUUAAUAGCGGUGACUCACAAUGCCAUGCAUCACCAAGAGGUUGUCACGGAGAGGCCCUUUUUAACGGUGCAUUGUGGGAAAAUAGCAACAGAAGGUCUUUGCGGUGGCUGCUCUGUGUGCGGUGAAUUCAAAUUGUUCCGAUAAUAUUUUGGCUUGGAUUGAAGACGAGGUAGUGUGAAGAGUAUCGGUGUUAAUCAAUAUAAAAUGGUGGUUUUUUUAAUGAGGCACAGAAAGCCCCAACCAAUUACACAUUUCCUCAAACCCUCUGGUGGAAUUCACUGAUAUACAACAUGCAGAAAGUCUUCCACUUCUUUGUCGACCGUUAACUUGAAAGAUGGCCUCUCCAUGACGACCUCUUGGUGGCGCAUUGUAUUGGUGAGGAGAACAUCUGUAUGGAGUUUAGGGGACUAUGGCAACAUAUGCGUUGUCUGCUAUUCGUUUGGGCUGCCUGCUUUUGACCAGCACAGCACGUGAGCACAGACCCACACCACUGAUCUCUAAACACUGGAUAGGCGACUCAGCAGUAACUGCCUGUGCGUGAAAUGAAGUGACCGCAAGGCCAUCUUAGGACAUUCAGUACAGUGGCCUUCAACUUCAGUCAAUUCACUAAGUGCAUUCAUGCACGGCACUAAAGCCGGUGACUUGGAAAAUACUUUUGUAUUGAAUAGCCCAAGAUGGCCGCGCAGUCGCUUCAAUUCGCAGAGCAGAGCGGCCUAUCCAGUGUAUAGAGAUCAGUGAUACACACACACACAUUGCAUCAGGGACCUUCAUAGAUGGAUAGCGCCCUCUGUGGGGAAGAUGUGUCCACUGUUUCUAUGAAAGUGACAUGUUGGUGUCAGUGUGAAAAGUGUGGCUUCCCCCUUGGAUGGUUUUAAACUUAUUCUUUUGAUUCAGUGUUUUGCUUGUGAAAGAAAACAAACCAAUGAAAUGUGCUGGAGCAAGAAGUCAGGUGUCAAAUGAACUUCAUUGGUCAUUCUUUGCUUGACACUUUUUGUGGAAAGUAUUAAAAGAUUGUUCCAUGUAUCAAUGAAGAGUUCCCUUGGGACCUUGUGUUAUGGACCGGCCCGGGCAGUGAGGUCACUAGUCCACAUUUAUGUCUCCUAGGGACUGUGAGUGAUCGGAAGAGGGUCUUAUCUUCGGCCUCGGGAAGAUAUGACCCUCUUCUGGUCACUCAUAAGCCCAAGGGGGCAUGGCCGUGCACCAGUGACCGAACUUGGCCAGUCCAUAUGUGCUUUAUAACGCACCUCGGACUAGAAAAAAAAUUCUUUCAGGGUUUUUAUCUGUUUUAGUUCACCUUUCAAUAGUGCGUAAAAGAUUGUAAAAAAAAGUUUAUUUUAGUGUCCUUUGAUGCUGUCUUAUUUUGAGUUGUUAUACUCAACAAGGAAAAGAAUUCUUCCAGGGUUUGAACUGUUUUAAUUCAACUUUUCAUUUAAUGCCAAUUCACAAAAUUCAAAAAUUGAAGGUCCAUUUUAGUUUUCAUAGAUUCAGUCUAAUUUUGAGUCGCUGUAUACAACUAGGAAAAGAAAUCUUCCGGGGUUUUAACUGUUUCAAUUCAGCAAUGUUUUCAAAUGAGCCAUAGCAACCUCCAGAGGGCGCGAUAGCAAGUCUGGUCCGCGCCAAUUUGGCUCAUCAGGCCGGUGUUUAUCUUUGGUUUCCUUGGCAUGAAACGACUGAGAAUAUUUCUAUUCCCCCCUGGAUGGGAUGCCAGUCCUUCGCAGGUUGCUUCCUCACCAAACUAAACGAAACUUCUUCCCUCUUAGGGCUGAAAAAUAGAUUUUUAUACCUCCCAGCACAUGACUUAGUGAUUGGCCAAAAUUGAAACUCCAUGAUUCAGGCGGUAAUGAUCAGGCGAAGCCAGAGGCGAAAUCGGAGCGAAAGCCGAGAUUUGGGAAAAGGCCCCCUUCAUAUCGCCCUCUAUCGAAUAGCUGAUCAUAUUUUCAUUACAAUGUGUCUUGAUUGCUGUGAUUGACAGUUAAUUAUUGAUUUGUCCGUACCUCCGUUAUAGGAUGCAGUGCAUAUAGAAUGAUUGUGAUGACCCCUCACUGCCAUUUGCAUGUUGGGCAGUGCCGGCAGCCCCGUCCCCUAUUGUAAUACAAUAUGUAUUUGUGGGGGGGGGAUUAGGUGUAGAUAGAAGUACUACGCCCCUACUAUGAUGAUUGUCCGGACUACAGUUGGGCUGCCAUCGGCGCCUGUGUGUUCCAUGGCAUUGCUAAGGUCGUUUUCUUUAUGUCCUUCUUUCGCCGUAGCAGCACCCAGUUUUUGUGUUACGGAUGAAAUGUCAAAUUGGCGUAUGUGGGAUAAAUUGUGGUGGUUGUGAGCCGCAUAAACUUAGAGAGAGUUGAAUUUUCAAUGGAACUUUGCUGACUACGGGCGCUGCACUUGGGACCAUCCCAACUAGAGUUAGGACUGAUGCCAUAUUUUUAUCCAUUUUUUAAUUAUGCAUGCACAAAAUAUCUGUCCAAGAUCAUUUUUUGGUCGAAUGGUGUUGUGGUUAUAUUUAUCUUUUUCUGAUGUUGUUUUAGUGAUUUAACACUACAUUAAGACGGGCCUUUAUGCUCUGUAUGUAAAAUAUAUAAUUAUAUAUAUAGUUCAGUGCCAGACAAGCAGAAAUAAGACAAAGGCGACUCUUGUGUCGUUUUAGUUCUUUAUUUUUGUCUAACAGCAAACGUUUCCCACUUCAAAUAGGCGACCUCUUAAAAACAAACCAAGGCCGUAGUCAUAAUUAUGUGCUCAUACCAACCUCAUUACAAUGUAAUAAUUUACAGCAAUUUAUGAAAUGCAGGGGGCUGCCAAAAUGCGGCUCCCUCCCGUACUGAGAUUUUUAUUGGAACUUAUUCCACCAGCGUGCUCACAACAGCCACCGUCUUCAGACGAUGUGGUCCAUCGACAUUGUUUCAUCCCGGCCUGAAGUGUCUUCCUGGCGCUGCUUAUAAAAAAAUGUUUGCUCGUAGAACUGUUCAUGUCACGG